This is a messenger RNA of Sycon ciliatum, 3191 nucleotides long. RefSeq names its product nucleolar protein 14-like. The transcript has 28 exons. The coding region runs from base 91 to 2610 and encodes 839 amino acids. Gene Ontology annotation, cellular component: Noc4p-Nop14p complex; small-subunit processome; nucleolus. Gene Ontology annotation, biological process: maturation of SSU-rRNA. Lineage: Eukaryota; Metazoa; Porifera; Calcarea; Leucosolenida; Sycettidae. The record is from RefSeq and is a predicted model, not a curated record.
CUGUACAGCUGUAUGCUUGAUCGUUUUAGGAAAGAAUGGUUCACCAUCUUGCUUGUUAUUGUUAGUGUUGUCAGCUCUUGAAUCCCUGAAAUGGCGAGGGGCAAGUCGAAAAAGAAAGUUUCCCUUGGAACAUCUGGCUCGCAGUCACGUUGGGUCGUCGCUCGUGAAGAGAGCAAGAAGAAAGCAAAUCCUUUCGAGAAGUCGAAAGCUGUUGAGAAGAGAAAGGACACAUUGCUCAAGGAGUAUGCCUCACGUAAAAAGAGCAACUUAUUUGCUGACAGACGUAUUGGUGAGAAUAACCCAGGCCUGACCGCUGAGGAGAAAGAGCUGCAGCGAUUCACGUAUGCCAAGCAGAAAUUCCAUUCCAAAUCCAAUGCCUACAGUCUAGGAGAAGAUGAAUUGACUCACAUGGGUCAAUCAUUGGCUGAUGACAAUCAAUUGAAAGACACCAGGGCAUUCGCUAUGUCUUCUGAUGAAGAGGAUGAGUCGGAUCGCAGAGCAGCCGGUAAAUUUGUGAAAGAUGCUCAUUUUGGCGGUUUCGGUGGUGGUCUCUUCGAUAAGAGGCAGCCUGGUGCUGAGACAGAGCGUCGCACUCAGAAGGACAUUAUGGAGGAGAUCGUUGCCAAGUCAAAGAAGAAAAAGGCAGAGCGGCAAAUGCAGCGAGACGUUGUUCAAGACUUGACCGACAAAGCCGAUGAGCAAUGGAAGUCCCUGGCAUCCCUUUUUGCUGAUGGCCAGGUAAAGAAAGUGAAAGAAAAGGAGAAACCCAAGGCAGAUUCAUUUGACAUAACUGUCAGAGAGCUAGCAUUCGAGGCCCGCAAGGCACAGGCAACAGACCUGUCGAAAACAAAGGAGGUAAUGGCAGAGGAAACGUCCAAACGCCGGCAAAAAGAAGAGGAAGAGAGAGUGAAGAGAAUGCAUGCACCGGAUACAUCGGAUGUGCUGAAUGGCCACUGUUCCGUGGAUUCUCUGAAAGCACCUUCGUCAAAGAAAGAACCCAGAUUCAGCGUUCGGUAUCAGGAUGGACAACUUGUCAUGCCAGAAAAGAAUGAUGAUUUUGUUUGGCAAUCUGGGUUUCAGAAGCAGUCGGAGGAUGAUGAUGAUUUGGAUAGUGAUGAUUAUGACAGUGAUGAGGAUGAUGACGACGAUGAUGAGGAUGACGACGAGGACGGUGACGAGGAUAGCGAAGAAGAAGAGGAAGAAGAGGCUGAUUGGGAUGCUAGCGGCAGUGAAGAAAUGGACGAUGAUGAGAAUAGUGGGGAGGAUGGUGAUGGCGAUGAAGAAGACGACAUGGAGGCAGACGGUGUGCAAGAGGAUGAAGGUGUGUCCAAGGAUAAUUCUCGGCAGGGUGCUGGAGAAGCAGAUCCAUCUGUGGGUGUUAAAGAAAAGGCGCCUAAAUCACUGCAGCAGUUGAGUAAUCGUCUCAGGAAUCGAUCAUCGGUUGAGCAAACUAUGACUUUGGAGAAGAUCAUUGCAUGCAAUCAUUCUAAACUGGCUGCCGGCAAUCGUCCUAAGAUGCAGGCCCUUUUCGGUUUUGUUCUGGAGUACCUGGAUGAAGUAGUAUCGGAGGACUCAUCUCAUGCUCCGUUGAUCGAUGCAUUCUCUCGGCCUUUACUUGAUCUUGCACGUGAUAAUAUGCAAUCAACCUCGGAAUGUAUGCAUGAUCGACUAGUGGAGUCUCGACAGCUGGUAGCUGAAGCUCGCAAAGACCCCUCACUGCCAUCUCUCCCAAUAAGGAUGCGAGUCACUUUGCAAGUUGCCGGCGCUAUCUAUUCAACGUCAGAUUUUCGUCAUCGUAUCGUCUCGCCAUCUCUGCUUCUCAUGGCAGACUAUUUAGCACAUUGUUCACUGAAUGCAGACUCGCUACUGAGCGGUCUAUGGAUAUGUCAGCUACUACUACAGUAUUUACGGCAGUCGAAGAGAUUCAUGCCGGAAAUGGUGAAUUUCUUGACUGGGAUAAUCGCAAUAUCAGCACCGGCAUCCUCAUCUUCACCAGCAUCACCAGCACAUGAUCUAGCUAGUCUAACACCGCCAUUCUCGAAUUCCACGGCUGAGCAAAGAUCAGCAGUAUUGCGAGCACAAGAGAAAUGUGCCAGCAAUGGAUUGGUCAGUAUUGCUGUGCAGCUACUGCAGGAGGUCACAAACCUCUACAGCUCGGUUACAUCUUUCCCUGAGCUUUUCGCACCGGCUUCUGCACAUCUGCGGAGAUUACCAGUCAGUCGACUGUCAGCAGAUGCCAAGGAAGCACGUACUGCGCUGGUAAAACGCUUCUCGGCCACUCCGCCGCGUCGGCCUGUCUUGCAAAUGCUCAAGAAGAAACCAGUGCCAUUGAAGCUGUAUGAGCCCAAUUUGGAUGAAAGGUAUGCCAUUUGUCGCAAGACGCAGGGCGGCGGAUUCACCCAUAAUCGCCAUGGUCUUGGUCGCAACCAACAGGAGAGGGAGAUGUCUAAGUUGAAGACCAGACUCAAGAAAGAGAACAAGUCUGCAAUGCGAGAGCUGCGCAAGGACUCUCAGGCCAUUGCUAAGGAGGUUCUCAAUGAGCAGCUCGAGAGGGAUGCAACGCGGAAGAAGAAGGUCAACAAGCUGCUACAUGACGUCCGGCAAUCUUGAUAGUGGAGUCAUCGCUCGACCAACAAUGGGCGUUUUUACCUGCGAGCCACCAGCUCUGCUUCAGCUGGAUCUGUUCAUGCUCACACUCUGUGUGGCAUGGCCCAAGUGCCGAGCCUUAUGUGUGCACCUUCAUGUACAUAGGCUGAGGCAACACGUGCAGCCAUGGGCUGGGUCAGCAGCAGCAGCAGUAGCACUGGCUUGGUGCAACAGCAGUGACUUGGUUUAGCAGCCGCUGUGUUGCCACACCUGCCGACAUUUCAGUAGCCUGCUGAUUUUGGAGGCAUGUCACGGCCUGCCGACAACAGCCACGGUAAUUUUAACCGUAAAUGACUAAUGUCCACGGUCGCCCUUCUACUUGGUUUAGAAGUCCUGAUCCCGAUUUUUUUGCUUUCACUGGUCAUCCCGAGUGUUUCCGUGGCUCUCUCCUAUCCUCACAGUUGUGUCUUAUGCUCACAACAAUGUCACCGGAUCUGUGUGUCGCCAUGUCAGUCAGCCGACGGGUACUGCAAUGGCUAUGGUUGAUCAACACAAUCAACAUCGUAACUCACAGGCCGUGCUUGAGCAAUACUCAGCAUUGAACC